Daphnia pulex (common water flea) is the source of this 724-nucleotide messenger RNA. RefSeq lists its product as uncharacterized. Lineage: Eukaryota; Metazoa; Arthropoda; Branchiopoda; Diplostraca; Daphniidae. The record is from RefSeq and is a predicted model, not a curated record. The coding region runs from base 314 to 724 and encodes 136 amino acids. The transcript is spliced from 3 exons.
AGGCAAUAGCUCGGCUGUUUUGCAGCCAACUGCUACAUGCAUUAGUCAGUCGGUGUCUGCGCCAUUGCCUGGGAACACAUCGGCCGAAGACUCAGGCUCUACGUCUACGGCUGAGCCGUCGACAAGUAGCAGCAGGGACGAGUUGGCUGGUGGGGAAGACACCCCCAGGACAGCCCUAAAGCGCAAACUGGCACCAUUGAAGUCGCCAGCCAAGAAAGCCAGGGUUGGGAGGCCAACCAAAAAGAAAGCGUUGGACCAUCAUAACUUUAUACCCAAAUGUUUUGCUGAAAAAUUGGAAAAUGAACAAGCAAAAAUGGUUCUUACUUGGGUGGCGGGAGCUACUAACGCAGAGAGGGCGCUGGCAAACAAUCAAAAGCUCGACCAAGAUCAAAUUAAAGUCAGGCCUGAGGAUGUUUCAACUGCACUGAUAGAAGAAUACUUCGAUCUUGAAACAUUCAAGCAUUUCUUUGAUGAUGAUGCAUGGGCAUCGGUCGCGAGUCUUGUUUCAGUUAUGAAAGGGCUUGAGAAAAAGAAAAAACUCGUCUACAUAUGUCACGAAUGUGACAAACCAGUUGGCGAUAACGGUUCGGUCUUCUGCAAUUCUUGCAGGGAGUGGCUUCACUUUCGAUGUGAAGGCCUCAAAGAAAGAGAACCCAUUAGCAAUAAUUAUUUUUCAAACAUUGUUAUGCUGAGGCAAAGAAGAAGUAAUUUACAGUAUUCGUAG